Molecule: messenger RNA, 1722 nt
Organism: Adineta steineri
Lineage: Eukaryota; Metazoa; Rotifera; Eurotatoria; Adinetida; Adinetidae
Source: the annotation of a GenBank genome assembly
AUGGAUCAGGGUAAAGAAGCGAUCAAACAUUUUACUGCUUAUUGUCGAAAUAAUAACAGCGUAUCAUCAAUCACUAUUGACCGUUUUGAGAAAGAAUACCAUGCUCAAUUAGCUAUUUGGUGGUAUACUUUCCCAUCCGAUAUCUAUUCUAUGCUCAAUUAUGGACUUCGAACACUGGACGCCGAUAUAAUUAUUACUAUGGGUUUUUUUUUACGUGAUUUACAUCAGCUAAUUCAACAGCUAUACGAAAAACAACUUAGUAGUUAUGAUGAAAAGUCUUUUGUAGUUUAUCGGGGGCAAGGUCUUAUGAAAACAGACUUCGAAAUACUUCAGAAAACAAAAGGUGGACUUAUGUCAUUUAACAAUUUCUUGUCUACCAGUAAAGAUAAAGAGGUGUCUCUCGAAUUUGCUGGAUGUGCUUCGACUAAACCGAAUACGGUGGGCAUUCUCUUUACAAUGUCCAUUGAUCCUUGUAUUAAAUCAACACCAUUUGCCUCUAUCAAAAAUGAGAGUUACUUCAAUGAAGAAGAUGAAAUUCUCUUCUCAAUGCACACCGUGUUUCGAGUGGUUGCAAUUAAACAAAUAGGCAAUAAGAAUCAACUUUAUCAAGUUGAAUUACAAUUAACGUCGGAUGAUGAUCAACAACUACGAUUACUUACUGAUUGGAUACGAGAAGAAGCUAGUGGUACUGGAUUGCAAAGAUUGGGUAAACUAUUGAUUAAAAUUGGUCAAUUUAAUAAAGCUAAAGAACUUUAUAAUGUAUUAUUCGAACAGACAUCCGAUGAGGGCGAAAAAGUGUUCUAUUAUACUCAGCUGGGACUUGUCCAUUACAAUCAAGGAGAUUAUGAAAAGGCUGUUUGGUAUUACGAACAAGGACUUAAAAUUCGACAAAAAAUCCUUCCUUCAAACCAUCCUGAUGUGGCUUCUUCAUACAACAAUAUCAGUAGUGUGUAUGAGAAGACAGGAGAGUACUCGAAAGCACUUGCAUCACACGAAAAAGCACGAGAAAUCUUAGAAAAAGCUCUUCCUUCAAAUCAUCCAUUAUUGGCUACUUCAUACAACAACAUCGGUAUGGUGUAUAAUAACAUGGGAGAGUACUCGAAAGCACUUUCAUUUUGCGAAAAAGCACUUGAAAUUCGAGAAAAAACUCUUCUUUCAAAUCAUCCUGAUUUGGCACAGUUAUACAACAACAUCGGCUUGUUAUAUUACAACAUGAAGGACUAUUCCAAAGCACUUUCAUUCUACGAAAAAGCACGAGAAAUCUUCGAAAAAACUCUUCCUUCAAAUCAUCCUCAUUUAGCUAUUUCAUACAACAACAUCGCUGGUGUAUAUGACAACAUGAAAGAGUACUCAAAAGCACUUUUAUUUUACGAAAAAACACUUCAAAUUCGACAAAAAGCUCUUCCCUCUAAUCAUCCUGAGUUGGCACAGUUAUACAACAACAUCGGCUUGUUAUAUUACAACAUGAUGGACUAUUCGAAAGCACUUUUAUUUCACGAAAGAGCACAAGAAAUCUUUGAAAAAACUCUUCCUUCAAGUCGUCAUCAUUUGGCUACUUCAUACUACAACAUCGGUUUGGUAUAUUGCAAUAUGAAAGACUAUUCGAAAACACUUUUGUAUCAUGAACAUGCUCUGGAAAUACUACAAAGUAUCUUGCCUCCAAUUCAUCUUCAUAUUAAAGAUCUGAAAGAAAGUAUUGAAACUGUAAAAAGGAAAUUAUAA